Oreochromis aureus is the source of this 6503-nucleotide messenger RNA. Its product is annotated as collagen alpha-1(I) chain-like. Gene Ontology annotation, cellular component: basement membrane. The record is from RefSeq and is a predicted model, not a curated record. The transcript has 53 exons. NCBI's taxonomy places the organism in Eukaryota, Metazoa, Chordata, Actinopteri, Cichliformes, Cichlidae. Bases 1252 to 5862 code for a protein of 1536 amino acids.
AGCUCCUUUGACUUCUGUAAACGUCCUUUUUGUCCACCGUAAAUAAAUGAAACAGGACAGUGUGGCCUGUAAGUUACCAGCAGGAUUUCUUUAUCUAAUAAAAACUGAGACGUACUGUUGGCCCUUCCUUUUCUUGUAUUGCGAUAUCUUGGGGACUAAACGUGCAGAUAACCUACUUUACACUGACAGGAAGUGGAUUUUCCCCAGUCUGACCCACUGAAGGUCACAGUGGGCUGUAUGUGUGCCACCGUGUAAAGUGAGUGUGGUAUCCCCUCCUAGGACCACAUAUGUGGACAUCACAUCAAAUACUACAUUUUGCUCUACAAGGGACUGAAAUCCUCUUCAUCAGGUCUUCAUCUGAUGAAGAGAAAUUAAAAAUGCGUGCCAUGAAAGAGUUCGGGUCUUAGGAGGUUAAAGGCUCUCUGCACUCGUCUCCAAGGUUACGCUGACUCAGGGUGCCAUCGUGUAAAAGUACAGCUCGACCCGUCUUUAACUUCAGUUAACGUCUCUUUAACACGACACACUGACUCACAGUCCUGAAUCCUCAGUGAGGUUAUCUUUUAGUUUUGAUGAUGCUGUCAGGGAUUGUGUCCUCCAGGUUUCACUUCCAGUCUUUAAUAGUCGCUCUUCCUCGAGUCUUCAACUUCCUGUCUUUGAUUCCCUGACUGUUUCCACCUGUCUCACGCGCUCUUCUCCGAGCUCCCUCCCUCCUUUUCUCUGUAUGAACGGUCUCAUCUCUCUGCUUUCAGAGUUCUCUGUGCCUUUCUUUGUGCUUUUGUGGAUUCUGUAAACUUUAAACUUCUAGUUUUGAGUUCAUCCUGUUUGCCUCAGUCCUCGGUUCUUCUCCCUCCAUCAGCUGACAGAUGGGCCACAGUGGUUUGUUUUCAGCAUUGAUUCUGGAAGCCUUUAAAUUAUUUCAGUUGAGGAGAAUUCAGGUGUUUUCAGUCCAUUUGUUGGACUGUUGGAAAACCUUUGAUGCCCCCUCCCAGUUCAUGAGUAAAACCUCAGACCUGCUUCAGUUUUGUUGAGGAUUGUUUUUCUACAUUCGUCCCAUCUGUUAAAAGCAAAGCCACAUUUAUCAGGAGAACAAAGAGCUGCGUCCUUUCUGCAGAGCUUCAGCCGCUUUCAAUCAUUCUAAAGAGCUUUUUCCACCAGAGACACAAAGGAGAGAAACACGAGCUCAGAGAAAUAUCGGUGUGCAAACACGACCUCGGGCGUGCAGCAAAGUCCACUUCACUCAGUUAGCGUUGGAUGGACAGGUCGACAGCGGCGAGGACGGUCGGAUCAGGCGGAGGCGCCGCAAACAAAGUCUUCAGAAAACCACCAAAGACUGCUCGACUGACGUCGCCGAUCUCUUUGCCUUCAGGUGAUCCAUCGCUGGGUGUCAGUGGGUCAGGUGGUGGAGCUGCACCAGGAGGCUCUGGAGCGACCACAUCCAGCGAGGGAAUCAGCACCACCUCUGUAGGAGCUUCCUCCGCUGCAUCUUCAGGCGGAGGGUCUCUGGUUUCAGAGGCUUGGGAGGCGUCGGGGUCGGGUGAAGAGUUCAGGGCUGCAACAGGCUCCUCAAACAUGUCCUACAGUGCAGGAAGCGGUGGCAGAGAGGGGGCAAAAAGGGACGGAGGUUUGGGUGCCGUGACAGUUUCCACCGUGAACAAACCCGGCUACAGCUCAGGAAGAUCAGGGGAGGCGAACAGGGGCUCCUCCUCAGUGUUCACUUCUUCACCUGCUUCAAAGGAGAGGAAGAGCAUCACCACCAUGGCUGCAGCGCUGUCAGAGGCCUUUGACGAAAGCUCGAGUCCAAACUCGUCUCCAGAGUACAACAGGAAGGACUAUGGCAGUUCAAGCGCACCAUCCACUUCUGUCACCAGAGGGAGAACUCAGAGCCGAGAGAGUGAGAUCAGAGUUCGGCUGCAGAGCGCUUCUCCUACAGGAAGCUGGACGGAGCUGGACGACGUGAAGCGCCUGCUGAGAGGAAACCACUCCACCGGCACCAGCCCCACCCAGUCCCCUAACAACACGCUGCCCAUCCCCAAGAAGGCCAGCGUGGAACCGAGGACCCUGCCUGACCGCUCCGGUGCAGAUCAGUACGGCAGCCUGUGGAGUGGGUCGUCUGUGAGCAGCUACAUGUACAACCCCAACCACAGCAACCUGAGCAGCCUCUACCAGCCAGGAGUCCAGAACAACCUGACACUCGGCUCUCCGUCUGUGAAUGGCGGCCCGUCUCCGGUGCAGAGCGGCAGCUCCGCUCCAGUGUACGGCGUGCAGAAUAACCUGACCAGUCCCACUCCCACUGCCCUUUCUCCCACUGCAGCCAACACACACAUAGUUUACGGCGUGCAGAAGAACGUCUGUGGAACGAUCACAGCCGCCGUGAGACCCAGCAGCCCCAUCAGUGACGAGGCCUCGGGGAAAGACUUUAAGUUUGUGCUCACGGAGAAGGAGAACGCUCCAAUCAAGCAGACAGAGCAGCUCGCUGUGGCCAAAGACACCGGGAAGCAGUUCAUGUCUGCUGCACCUGCCAGUUUACCCGCUUUGUUCUCUGAUGACACCCUGAAGACUGAGAAACUGAAAUCCUUCAGCACAGUGGACAGAGGAACAGAAUCUUCGAACCUGAAAGCUGGGACUAAAGACAAAGCCACCUAUGCAGACAUCCAUAUAAAAGACAUAAAACAGUCCAGUUUUGGCUUCUGCUCCUGCUGCAGCUGGUGGCAGUGGCUCCUGGGCCUCCUGCUCAGCCUGUUGCUACUCUUCAGUGUCCUUUUUGGACUCAUUGCUUUGGGUGAAGAAGUCAGACGCCUGAAAGGCCGCGUGGACGUUCUGGAAGCCAUCACCAGAUCUGCGUCAGUCAGUCACUUGACGUCUUCUGGCAACAAAAUCUCUGAGCGGGUGGAAUCCACAUACAUCGAGAAGAAUGCCGCUUCAACCCUCAUCCACUCCGACAACGGGCUCAACCUGGAUGGUGCUGGCACAGGCGGAGGCACAGGAAACAGCCUGGUCCAGGACAGGGCCGCCCUGGAAAGACUCAUACAGCAGCUGGUCAGGGCUGAGCUCCACUCAGGAUCUGUAAGAGAAACUCUGGCAUACUCACUGAAAGGAGAGAGAGGAGAGCCGGGACCUAAAGGUGACCCAGGGCCAUUAGGACAAAAAGGUGAUAUGGGAACCUCUGGCCCUCCAGGUCUUCCUGGGCAGAUCGGGCACCCAGGUUUGGAAGGACCAAGGGGACCAAAGGGAAGUGCAGGUGAACCAGGUGCUGAGGGACCACAAGGUCAGAGGGGUCGGGAAGGACCGGCGGGCCCCCGAGGAGAACCUGGAUCACCUGGCUUUGGAGCCAAAGGAGACAGAGGAUUCCAAGGUGAGCCAGGGAGACCGGGUCCUGCUGGUAUUGCUGGACCUGCAGGUCCAAAAGGUGCCACAGGAGAGCCGGGUGCCGCAGGAAGUCCUGGUGCUCCUGGAUCAAAGGGAUUCCAGGGGGAGGCGGGGCCUCCAGGAACCAAAGGGGACCGAGGAACACCUGGGCUGCCGGGAAUCAAAGGAGACCACGGAGAGAGGGGACCACGUGGACCAGCAGGUGAACCUGGACAGCCUGGACCUCAAGGACCUGCAGGAUUAAAGGGAUCUAAAGGAAUUGCAGGUGACCCAGGUUCAGUAGGACUUCCUGGUGCCAGAGGACCACCUGGAGUUCCUGGAGAUGCCGGUCCCCCAGGCCCCCCUGGGCUGCAGGGACCCCCAGGUAUUGCAGGAAUCCCAGGCCAGCCUGGUGGUAAAGGUGAACCAGGAACACCUGGCAAAGUCAUUUCUCCAGUUGGCUCUGAUACUGUGGCCAUCCCUGGACCUCCAGGACCAGCUGGACCUCCAGGUCCUGCUGGACCACCUGGUCUGUCAGGUCCAAUUGGCCCUGCUGGCAUCCCAGGACAACCAGGAUCUAAGGGAGAACGAGGAGAAAAGGGAGAGAGGGGACAGAAGGGGGAGCCAGCAGACACUUCCUCAGUGGUUGGAUCUCGUGGUCCACCAGGACCUCCAGGGCCUCCUGGAGUACCUGGUCCACAGGGUCCUCCUGGUGAGCCUAAAGAGGGUCCCCCAGGACCCAGAGGUCCUCCUGGAGAGCCAGGUAUCGGCGAACCUGGACCUCCAGGCGAGAAAGGAGCACCUGGGAGCUUUGUGCCGACAUCAGAAACCUUCUUUGCUGGACCACCCGGACCUCCAGGACCCCCGGGGCAGAAAGGGUCACAGGGUGACCCAGGACCACAAGGGUACCAAGGUGAACCAGGACAACCAGGCCUUCCAGGAAGCUCCGGAGACCCAGGUGUUGGUUUCCCAGGUCAGCCUGGACCUCAAGGUCCACCAGGUCCAGACGGGCCACCGGGACCUAAAGGUGAUAUGGGAGAUCCAGGACCUCCAGGAAUUCCAGGAGUCUCCGCAGGUGGUGGCAUCAGAGAGUACUUCGUUGGACCUCCUGGGCCUCCUGGGCCUCCGGGGGCACCAGGCACACCUGGACAUGCAGUGGACGGGCUGGUUGAUGAUGUCGCCAGCAGAGUCAUCGCCUACAUCCACAGUUCAGGCAGAGGUUAUGAUGGGACCCCAGGCCCUCCUGGUCCUCCGGGUCCACCCGGCUCCGUCUCUCUCAAUGACAUUAUCAGCCUAUUACAGAGAGAGGACGUGAGGCGAUACAUUGCUGGUCCUCCGGGUCCACCGGGACCUCCAGGAGCUCCAGGUUAUGGCAGCUACAGCUUUAACACGCAGGAGGUGGCUGAACGUGUCCUUAGUUUGAUGACUGAGAGGGAGGCGCUUGGUGUCCCUGGACCUCCUGGACCUCCUGGACCACCUGGAGCUCCUGGUUUUCCUGGAAACUUUUUACCAGAUGGGUAUCAAACUUUAGUUGGCCCUCAGGGGCCUCCUGGUCCCCCGGGUAUCCCUGGCCCACAAGGUCCACCUGGCCCAGAAGGACCACCUGGAUUUUUUAACUACAUCAGCUCAGACAUUCGUGACUACCUGCAAAAUGUUGCUUUCAAAGGUCCUCCAGGCCCACCCAGACCCCCUGGACCUGAGGGACCCCCUGGACCAAUCAGUGGGUUGGUUACUUUUGCUGACCAUCUCAACAGAGACGCACUCAAAGCUGAACUACAAGAAUAUAUCAAGAGUGAUGAUGCGAGUGCCGCCAUGUUUGGAAUUCCUGGUCCACCAGGUCCUCCUGGACCCCCAGGACACAAGGGAGAGCCAGGUUUGCCUGAUGACUACUCCAGUAUGGCUCUCAAAGUAACUGAUUACAUCAAAUCCCACGGUCUGCUCCAUGAUGCCAUGAGCAACUCUGAGCGCGUGGUUCAAGGACCUCCAGGAAUGCCUGGAGAGGCCCGAUUGGUUAGUUCCCAACAAAAUGUCAUGGAUGUGGUGGAAUACUUAAAAUCUCAUGGUGUGAUGCGGGACAUUAUGAGGGAGUACAGACAUGUCUUCCAAGGCCCUCCAGGGCCCCCAGGACCCCCAGGUCAUCCAGGAUACAGCCACUGGCUGAAAGGUCUGAAAGGACUGCUGGUUCACACUUCUCUCCUUCUCGGUUUCUUUGCAGCUCGUGGUCUCCUCCGAGACACUGAACGUGUCAUCCAGGGACCCCCGGGGCCACCGGGACCUCCGGGUCCACCAGGAUACAGCAGACUUUUUGGUUCUGACACCAACGUUUCUGAUUUAGUGGAAUACAUAAAAACUCAUGGAGCCAUCGUGGGACCACCUGGGAGACCAGGCCAGAAGGGGGAGAGGGGAUUUCCAGGACUGAAAGGAGACAGAGGUGAGCGAGGCCUUCCUGGACCUGAAGUGUACAGAGGAGAAUUCACAGUGACGAGUAAAAGGAGGAAGAGGAAUGCUGGUGUUUGACGCCUGAGCUGCUGAGUUUCCUGCGUUUCGCUGUUUUAACUGUAAAUGUGUGUUUUGAACCUGAAACACAUGAAAUCAGGGACGUCGUACUGAAUUAGCUCGUGUGUGACGGUGUUCAGGGGUAACAGCAGACUUUACCAUUUCAUUUUUUUACUCAUCAGACCAACAAGUAUUUUAUGUUUUUUGGAGUUUGUGUUUUAAUUCUUGGUAUCAGUAUAAAGAAUGAAACAGCACAACGUUAGAGAGAAAAAAGUUUAUUUACAUGAAAAUGAAAAUCAGCAUUACAGGCCUUCUAAAAACUAUACAUGUUAUAAAAUGUGAUAUGUUUUUUGUUUGUUUUAUAGUCAACAUUCAGAAGUUAAGAACCAGAAUUUUGUAACUGUUUGUGGUGGACGAUCAGCUUUCAUACAUAAAUAACUGCUGAGGACGUUUUGUAAAAGGUGCACAGCACUCCGUCACUGAGUUUUGUUUUUUGUACAUAUGAUAUGAAACACUUUGACUAACUCAUAACAGCCAAUCAAAGAAGAUGAGAUGAUCAAAUGAACCAAUCAGAGGAGGAGAUGGCCUAAACCAGUCAGGUCCAAUUUUUCUUAACAUUACAUCAGAUUUAACAAUAAUAAUAAUAAAAAAAACUGCAAAGA